Molecule: messenger RNA, 2846 nt
Organism: Anopheles merus
Lineage: Eukaryota; Metazoa; Arthropoda; Insecta; Diptera; Culicidae
Product: protein toll-like
Exons: 3
Coding region: 1-2418 (805 amino acids)
Biological process (GO): innate immune response; toll-like receptor signaling pathway
Cellular component (GO): membrane
Molecular function (GO): protein binding; transmembrane signaling receptor activity
Source: RefSeq, a predicted model, not a curated record
AUGAAUAUAAUGCCAAACGGGUUGGUUUCCAUGGUGCCCAAUCUUCAAAUGUUGACUCUCCACAGAAAUAACUUUAAGCAAGUCGAACACUUUGCGAAGCUACCAAGCUUGACUUAUUUUAACAUCAGUUCGAAUCAACUGAUGUCACUACACGAUGAGAUGUUCUAUGAACUGCCAAACCUCACAUUUAUUGACCUGUCGUCAAAUAAACUAUCCAGGCUAUCAGCCAAUUUGUUGCGGAUGAACAAGAACCUGAACAACUUUCUCGCAGAUAAUCAGAAUGGUUCCGGACUUGUACUAGAAGAUAAACUGUUCGCCGAUCUAAGGAGGCUUAUAAAAGUGUCUGUAUCCAACUGUAAAAUAACAACGCUACCGGAAUGUCUCUUCGCUGGAGCCACCGGGAUAACAUUUAUCGACUUCAGCAGCAACAAGCUGCAAAGCCUUCCAGAACAUUUGUUUCGUGGUUUGUCCAACUUGCGGUGGCUUUAUUUACAGAACAACGAGCUAAUGAGAAUGCUACCAGACACCCUGCUGGAGGAUGUAAUCAAUUUGCGUGUUCUUCACCUUUGCUAUAACAAACUAACCAUGCUGAACAGACAUCUACUGAAAAAUCUAACGCAUUUGGAAAAGUUACAUCUCGAACAUAACCAGCUACAUAUGAUCGAUGUGGAUGCGUUCACGUCUCAGACAGAGUCUCUAAUAACGCUCAAUCUCAGUCUUAACAGCAUUACGCUAAAUGAAGAUAACAGAGAUGUAUUCUACAGCAAUGAGGCAAUCAACAUCACGUCCGGUAUUAUUUUCAACACUUUGAACAAAGUUCAGGUCCUGGAUCUUUCGUAUAAUGCAAUCGUAAAAAUAUUAGAUCCUUUUAAAAAUUUUAUGGAAGGUCUUCGAACGCUCGACCUGUCCCACAAUUUGAUUUCACACAUAGAAUAUAAAGACUUGCUAUUUCCAUCACCCAAUAUCGAUCAAGUAAAUUUGGAGUCAAACAAGAUUACCCAUUUCGGCUUCGACCGUAGCCGGAUUGAAACGCACCAUCGCUUACCGAGGGAAAUUCUUCUAGCUGAUAAUCCACUCAACUGUGACUGCAUGUCCUACCCGCUAGUUACAUAUCUGAAAGCGAUAUCAUACGCCAGUAAAUCCGUCCUGCUAAAGGGUCUUGAAUGCACUCAGCCGUCCAAACUGUUUGGACUCCAACCGCAAGACGUGCAACUAGAAGAUUUGGUUUGCGAAAUUGAUACCUUCACGGAAUUCUGUCCGGCCGAGUGUAAAUGCUACAAACGGGCCGUAGAUCAAUGUGCCAUUGUGAACUGUAACGCAGCGAACCUUACCCGUGUGCCCGUCAUCCACAGCCCCUCUAACAUCGGGUGCAAUUUUAUUGAGCUGCAUCUUGCACAGAACAAACUGCAUCAUCUAUCCAACGCGGGCGAGGGAUGGAAUUUCGUUCGAUGGCUUAACGUAUCAAACAACAGCCUUAUUACACUGUCUGCAGAAAGUCUACCCGAAAUGCUUGAGCUGCUCGAUGUCUCUGGCAAUCAAUUAACCGAGAUCGAUGCCGCCUUCAUAGUCAAAUUAAAUCAAUCCACCCUGCAUAACAUCAGCCUUGCGUUGAAUCCAUGGAAUUGUUAUUGUGAAAAUCAACUGCUUACCUUUGUAGUCGAUAAUGUAGCGCGCAUAACCGAUUAUUAUACCCUCCAGUGUAUCGACGGUAGACCGAUCAACCUGGCUACUUUGAAAGAGCUGUGUCGUACGAUAACUUUGUCUCGUUUGUAUAUCAGCGUGGCAAUUUCAAUGGCGUCCGUUGGCUGUUUACUCUGCAUAUGGCUGUAUGCAAAAUUCAACUUGGCGAUCAAAGUGUGGCUCUUCAAGCAUAACUUGCUACAGUGGUUUGCCACAGAGGAACAAAUUGAUACGAAUAAGAGGUACGACGCAUUCAUCUCGUACUCGCACAAGGAUGAGGAUUUCGUCUCGAAGGAACUGUUGCCGAGGCUUGAGAGCGAAGAGCUCAACUUCAAAAUCUGCUGGCACGUGCGUGACUUUAUACCGGGGGAGAUGAUCGCCAACGAGCUGUUAUGUUACUACUUCCAGAUAACGAAAGCUGUUGAAGACUCGCGUCGUACAAUUAUUAUCCUCUCGCUCAAUUAUAUCGAGUCCAUGUGGGGCCAAAUGGAAUUCAGCACGGCGUACUUACAGUCGUUGGUAGACAAGCACAACCGCGUUAUUCCCAUCAUUUAUCAAGACAUUGGAGAUAUUGAUCAACUCAAUCCACAGCUCCGGGCGUACCUCAAGACCAACACGUAUGUCCGCUGGGACGAUCCGUGGUUCUGGGAUAAGCUGCACUACGCCAUGCCCCGUAAGCGUAGGCCGAAGAAUGUGCAGACAAUCGAAAACAUGCACAUGGCUUCAGUGGAUAAAUAAAAUUUGCCGAAAGUACUAUGAUGCCUCCAAUCAAAUACGCCGUGGCUGUAAAAAGGCGUUGCAAAAGGGUGUCUACUGGCUAGCUAUGUUGUCCUUGUCUGAAUGUUCACGAUGUCGCCAUUAAUCAUCAGUAAUGGCAUAUCCAGCUAAAGUUGGAAGUCAAUAGUGGAACGCGUAAGAACGCUGACGGCAAACUUUGAGGAAUUGAAAUUUCAUUUCUUUUGGUGUACGAUAAGCCAUAUUUUGAUGAAUGUUUAAUGCAAUAAGCAAACAAACCAAAAUUUCACAUCAAUUUUCACUCAAGCUUAAAAUAAAGAAUUGAUCAUGCAAUUGGCAUGUCAUUUACAGCACUAGGAGCGUUGGAUUUAAGUAGUGAUAAGCGUAAAGUGUAGUAUAAAAUCUUAUUAUUAAUUGUAAAUAAUUUAUAA